Solanum tuberosum (potato) is the source of this 1630-nucleotide messenger RNA. RefSeq lists its product as uncharacterized. NCBI's taxonomy places the organism in Eukaryota, Viridiplantae, Streptophyta, Magnoliopsida, Solanales, Solanaceae. The transcript is spliced from 7 exons. The coding region runs from base 116 to 1441 and encodes 441 amino acids. The record is from RefSeq and is a predicted model, not a curated record.
UGAACCUUUUGGAUUGAUGUUUUAUAGAUAAAGUGAAAACAAAAGUGGUAUUUAUGUGGAUGAGAUCCAUCCAUAAUUUGUGGAUAGCAUCCUAGAUGCUAAAAAAAGAAGUAAAAUGCCAGUCGACUUCGACGACUUGAUGAAGGGUUUGUAUCCGGCGGUAAGUAGAGACGAUGAACAAGAUGCUGGAAACAUGAUUAUGGACUGGUCGAAUACACAGGGCUUCUUACAGGACAAAUAUUUGUUGUCAGACCCACAAGUUAAUUAUGAUCAUCAACUGGUUGAAGGUACCUCAAAGGGACAACAUUUGUUGCCCGGCUCACUGGAAACCAAUGCUAGUUGUGAAUUUGACAACAGAAAUUUUGAUAUUUCAUGGGUGCUGUCUACGGAUAACCAACCGUUUACAGAGUACGGCAUAGAAUCACUGAAAACAAAUCAUGAAAUGCCUUAUGGCAAGGAAUGCCAGGACUCUGCAGUUUACUUGGAAGCUAGUGUCUCUGGAUUCAAGCGAAACUGCACUGAGGUUGGAAGUAACCCGUGGCCAGAUUCCAAUAGGGUUUUAGGAACUGUUUCGACUAUUGAGGGCAAUAACAUUCCCAAUUCAAUCACUAAUGGACCUGAUCACAUAUCUCAAAUUGUAGAAUCACCGCAAACAUGUGAUGAAAAGCAUUAUGGCAAUAAAGGCAAAGAGACGGCAGAUACCUUUAAAGCUACGUUACUGCAAAAUUACAGUAAUGUGCCUCGAGGGAGAGCCUUGGCUAAUGAGUUUGAGGCAAAUAUGUUUCAGAACGAUAAUAUUUCCAUAAGUCAGGCGAAUACUGACAUUCCCAAUUCAAUCACUGAUCAUACUCAUAUGGGAGCUCAACCUUCUCUUGAUACAAUAUUAACUCUGCCGUUGAAUUUUGAGAACGUGAAGCGGCUUUUCAACAAAUUGAUUGUGUUGCCUCUGGAAGAUCUUGCCGACCCUGAAAAGGAAAGUUGCAUGAAAAAAGCAUUAUCCAUCUUGAAAGACAACUACUACCAUUUGUUUUCAGCUGUAGAAGGUGAACAAAUGCUUGAAGUCUUAACCGAUUUUUCUUUACUCGUGGUUAACUGGAGACGUUUCUGUUCUCAAUCCCAAAUGUACAGUCAACAGUCCUCCGCUGAAAUGGAGAACAUUAAAAAUUUGACGGUGACUGCAUCGAAAGAUGAAGAGAAUCUCAAGGUCAGAUUUGAAGGACUGAAGAACAAGGAAAAGGAAUUGAUGAAACAACUGGAGGCAGUGCAGAAAGAGAAGGAAGAGAUAGCUGAACAGAUGAAUGAAAAAUCCAAGACGUUGAUUUCCUUGAAAGAGAAAAAUGAAGCUUGCAUAUUCAAAGAGGAAAAUGCCACGAGGGUAGCUACUGACUUACUUAAAAAGUUAUCUACUCAAUGGGCUAUGUAUUCUACAAUCUCCCUUUAGCUAGAAUUUACUGGUAAAAAAUCUCCACACGUUUGUUACUUGAUUCAUCCUUGUAUUUAGAUUAAGAUAGAAAGAAUCUUUAUUUAAGGUCCAUAUAUAGAAAACCAUCACACAACUAUGGAAAAAAUGUUUUCUGCAUCACCAUCUCUUUAACGUUGAGUACCAAGGAGUUUUUCAGAUUGGGAUGAA